AUGUCACUCAAUCGCACCGUCACCCAGAGAGCUCCCGGCCGUGGCCAGUCGGUACACCGCGCUCCUACACAGAAGGCACGGAAAGCAAAGAGCUACGACAAUGUUUCACAGGGCAUCAAGCAGCUCUAUCCAGAAAAUGCAUCCGACGAUUGCAAUAUUGACAUCGUCCUGGUUCCUGGCCUAGGCGCCCACCCCGAGAAAAGCUGGGAGUCAGAAAAUGAAAAGUCAAAGUUCAACUGGACUACCGACAAAGAUGGCGGCAUCAUCAAGGACUUCCCCAAGGCUCGCGUUUUGCUCUACAUGUACGAGUCGGCCUGGACCGGCGACUACAAGGUCAAGCAGUUCAUGGACAACAUUGCCCGUUUUCUUGUAAUAAGCUUGAAUAACUUGAGAAAGAACUGCAAAACCCGACCGAUUGUGUUCAUCGGACAUAGCAUGGGAGGCCUGGUCAUCGCAAAGGCAGUAGCUCUUGCUGACAGGCACCGUGGGGAGUAUCCCUUCAUGUUUGAAGCCAUUUCCGCCACCAUUUUCUUCGGGACCCCCUUCAAGGGUGCUGAUAUCGCUUCUGCCGCCGUCAUGUUCUCCCGUCUCGCCGAAAGGACUGGCUUUGGUGCAGUAGCUUCGAAGCUGUUAGAAGACCUGACCCCGGGAAACAGUUAUCUCAAAUCUAUCCGAGAAGAGUUUGCGACCUUGAUCACCAAGCUCACCCACAAGAUCCACGUCAUAUGCUUUUACGAAGAGCAACCAACCAACUUCGCCGAAAUGGCACACCUGCCCAGAUUGGCCAACAUCGUCUUUCCCAAGGAAUACAAAGACUUUGUCACUGAAGAGUCAGCAACGCUUGAUGGCUAUGAAAAACUAGGUCUAGCACGCCACCAUCGCAACUUGCUCAAAUUCAACGGCCCAAAGGACGAGAUCUGGUCCCAGGUCCUUCGUGACAAGCUCAAGAAUGCCAUUAGCGGUGCCUACCUCACGGCCAAAAACCGCCUUAAUUCGGCCCGCGGCUUGGACUUGACAGCACUCAAGGGGAUUCUCGACGCUCUGGACGGUGCAUCGGUUCACCGCAAGAGGAGGGAUCUGGGAAGAGCCGUAUCUGGAUCUACAUGGAUAACCGGCAUUCCCGAGUAUGCCGAAUGGGUCAACAUCAUCAAGACCCAGGUGGCUGAACAAGAGGCACCGAAGAGCGAAUCGCUUGUGGACUACUUGUGGGUUCGAGGCCCAGAAGGAAGAGGAAAGACAGGCGCGACCCUGGCCGUACUCAGUGACAUCGAAGCCCUCCAGGAAAAGCGGGGAAAUUCUGGUCAAGACGGUAUUCUUCUGGCAUACUUCUUCUGCGAACCCGUCGCGGAUUACUCCACAGCUGAAGAUGUGCUUAGAUCUCUUCUAAGCCAGCUCAUCAACCAACAGAAUGCACUUGCUGCUCACGCAAGCGUCUUUGUCAAGAAAAACUCGAAAGACAAAGCUCAAUCCCAACCAACCGUCGAUAACUUGUGGCAAUGUUUGCUCAACAUGCUUUCCGAUGAGUUUGCAGGCCGCCGAAUCUACAUUGUCAUCAACAAUCUUCAUGUUCUGCAGCCUGAGUCUGAAUCGACAACAAAGCUGAUGCACUACCUCAAUGCUGAACUUUCAACUUACAGGCUCGUCAAAGAUGAGGGCGAAGGCUACCCUGUUUCCACGCGGUGGUUGCUCACAAGCAGGGAAUUCAAGACUAUUGAACAGGCCUUGACCACUCCGCGUGUACGUCUGGUAAACCUCCGAGACGUGAAAUACGUAAACCAGGUUCAGAAAGACCUACAACUACAUGCCAAGGGCAAGAUCAAGGAUCUGGAAAAACAGAAGAAGUACAAUAAGGCGCUGGCUUACUACGCCAGCAGCUUGAUUGGUAGGCGGGCAACCAACAUGCACUGGAUUGAUCUUACCUGCGUCCAGCUUGCAGAGCUUCCUGAAACAGAAAGCCACGUCAAGAUUCGCUUCAUCCUCGAGACCACACCCAAAGACCUCAGCGACCUUCUGAAGGACAAAUGGAACGAAAUCUUCAGCUCCAAUGGGGAAGCCGGUGAAAGAAUCAAGGAGCUGCUACGAACUCUCCUAUUGACGUUCGAAGAUCCGACUGAGGAAGAGCUUGCUGUACUUGCAGGGCUCUCACGGACAGAGGUUCAGGGCCUGGUCGAGAAGUGCAAACCGUUCUUAUCAGUUGUUAAGCAGACUGUGACUUUCAUGAAUGCGGCCGUGAAGAAGCAUCUUGAGGACAAUAAGUUACAGCUUUUGGGAAUGGAUCAAGAUGAGAUUGAGUGGCAGCACGGCAUUCUAGCUCUUAGGUCACUUACACACCUGAAAGAAGCCUUUGACUUCCCCGAACGAGUGGACCUUGCUGCCGAAAACGGAACCGUGGCAGACCAUGUCGGAGAAGAUGGAACUCAUGAACGAGAUGGAGAAGGGAAUGGUGUGGAUGGAGGGGAUGAUCAAUACCCGGGUAGCGAAACUCAGGGCGAGGACAAUGACCCCGGUGAGGAUGCAAUUUCUGAGAUUGGUGGGAUGGAUGAUGACGAUGAUGAUGAUGACGAUUCGACAACCGACUUUUCUGAUUACGACUCGGAGGAGUGGGAGGAGGCAGGCGCAAAUCUCGAUCCGGAAGCCGACGAAAUUCGGGAUCGAGCACUAAAAUAUCCUGUCAAGCAUUGGCUUCACCACGGAAGCAAAUCGACUCCAGAGUUUGCCGACGACCUUAGCCAGGAUGAAGAAUUCUGGACAACCGAUUCGUCAAUCAGACGCCGCUGGCUUACUGAGUACAUUCGCAUGACAGGAAAACUUGAAGGCUGGGCCAGCAAGUCUCUCACUGCUCUGCAUGUUGCUUCCUCUCUCGGGUUUAGUCGACUUGUUGUUGCGCUGUGGAACAACGGGCAUGAGCAUGAAAUGCACACGUACGAUUCGCUCCAAAACACACCGCUUCAUCUUGCAGCGUACUUUGGCCGUACGAAUACCGUUGAGGAACUGUUGAAUCGAAACGCAGUGAUCGACCUCACCCAAAGUCGUUUUGAAGAUACAGCCCUACAUAUGGCUGCGGGAAUUGGCCAUGUAAAUGUGAUGGACAAACUCAUCAGCCGGGGAGCCAACCCAAAUGCUUACUCCGAGUACACCGGUCUCGUCAUCAAUGCAGCUAUUGCUUCAGGAAACUUCAAAGCAGUGGAGCUGCUGGUACAGAAAGGCGUUUUGCCAACUACUCAGUCCUGGGAGACUCAGCCUCCACUUGAACAGGCGGCUGAAAUGACAGAUAUAUCCAUGCUUGAUUGCUUGAUAGAGCAGUUCAAGGAUAAGAUUCCGCCCGAAGACUACAGCAAAGCCAUGGUUGCGGCCGCUAGAGCUGGGAGACUAACGGCUUUCAACAAACUCCUCGGGUUUGAGCACAGUAACGAGUGGUUCCAAAAGGCCCUCGACUCUGCAGCAGCUCACGGAAAAUGGGACAUCGUACCUGUGAUUCUCAAGAGUUGUCGUGGGCUGAACUGCGAUGAGGCCUUCUAUCAGGCAGCUGUUAGUACGGAAAACAAGGACAAAAGUCUCGGGAUUCUGUGGGAGUAUUCAGACGGGACUGUCUCGAAAGAGAAACUAAGUCAAUCGUUAUAUGAGGCCACCGAUAACCAAAAGCUCAGUACCGUCACCAUUCUUCUCGACACAUUUGCUGCUGACCCCAAUGCUACUGGGGAAGAGUACGGAAAUGCACUCACAGCCGCAGCAUACGAUGGGAGAUUAGACAUACUGCGACUCCUACUAGACGCAGACGCUGACGUGAAUUCGCCAGAUGGAUGGGCCCUCCAGACAGCAGCUUUGGAAGGCCAUUACGACAUCGUCAAGGAACUUCUCAACAGAGGUGCGGAUGUAAACGCGUUCACGAAAAGUGAGAAAUUUCCUGAAGGAACAGCUUUGCAAGCAGCAACCGAGGCUGGCUGGAAGGAAAUUGUCUCGUUGCUUCUUGAACACAACGCAGAUCCAGACCUUGGCGGUGGGCCAGACGCACCUCCAAUUCUCGCAGCGGCAAUGUACGGCAAUUCAGAAAUUUUGGAUUUGCUCGUUGAUGAGAAAGCAAAUGUCAACGUCCACGGUGGAGAGGACAACUCUACUCCUCUGAUCAAUGCAGUGGAGCAGAUCUUUGGCACGGAUCCCCUUCGGAAGCUUUUGAAUGCCGGAGCCGACAUUAACGCGACCAACCAGGAUGGCGAGACCGCUCUCAUUGUUGCGGCGAAGGAAGGAGAUCGGAGUGUCGUCCGGUUCCUGCUGAAGAAUGGUGCAGAUGUUAUGCACUUCUCUAACAAUGGAACGAACGCACUGAAAGUGGCACUCGCAGAAGACCAAACAUCUUGCCUCAAAGUUCUGAUUAACCAUGUCUCAAAGAUCAUGUUGGCGCUCAAGUCCGCCAUGGAUUCUGGAAACACUGAGGUAGCUGGAGUUGUGCGAGCUGCCAUGGCGGCUCCGCAAGGUCUAAGCUAUGACGACGGCACGAAAAAUCCGAACCAAGACUCGGAUGAGGAUUCAGAAGAUGAGGAUGACGAACCAGAAGAAGACAGUGACGAAGAAGACCAAGAGGAGCCAACAAAUGGACGGGUUCGUUUUGAGAACGAAACCUCGAAUGAAACGGACAUGGCGCAUUCCGAGCACGGAGGAGAUGAUCUCAAGUCAAACGCGGACUCCUUCGAGAUGACUGCCGAGGACUCGUACGAAGUCCAUGUUCAUGACAGAUCUGACGCUCAGAUUUCCCGUGGAUUCUCUCGUAGAGUCACUUGGCAAGCCGGCGACAAGCGACGGGAGUCCGCAGGUGAUGGUCACCACGGUCAAUCAGAGGAAGCGCAACCUCAGCAACCACAGCAGCAGCGACCAUACGACCCAGAUGCUGCCAUUGUGAAGCUAGCAUCAGCAGGGCGGCAGAUGUCAGAGCCAACCCAUCCGACCUUCUCUUCGGCCGAGCCCAAUGAUCAGAUCCCGCAAGCCCCAACAACGCCCACGUUCCAAAGACAGCAGCUGCCUAGCACUGUAGCAGCUCCAGGGUUAGCCACGGUGUCUGAGAAUGAACAAGCACAACAGGCAUUCCAGCAGUGGGCAGCAUACAACCAAGCGCUCUCUUCCAUGGCGGCACAAACAGAAAACGGUCAGUAUAUGGCGUACAGUGAUAUGUCUUCGUAUGAUGGCAGUUCAUGGGGCCAGCAAGCUUCUGCAGCGGGCAUGGUUGCAAACUAUGGCAACAUGUAUCAGGCAUAUGCCCCACCACCCCAUUCUCAUAAUCCCCAGAAUGCUCCUGAGGUUGUAUCGUCAACUACUCUGCCUCAGCCACAAAUCCCGCAGCAGCAGCAGCCGCAGCCGCAAUCACAACCAGGGGCAUACAACCCAACAGUACCAACACAGGUUGGGCCCCCUAUUGCCGGGUACAUCGUUUACACAAACGAAGGGCAGUCACAGUACUACCAACCGUACCACGUCAUCCGGAAUCAGGGGAGCAGGCCUCUCCUCAACACCAACAGCAAUAGCGGAUCAAGUCUUGGUGGCGGCGGAAGCAGCACCACUGUCAGUAAUAGUCAAGUCAGUGUAGCUGGAGGAUUACCGAGGAACUCAACGCCGACGUCACCGCCGCUGCGGCCGGCACCACCUCCAGGAUUGCAGCGCCAGCCUAGGCCGCAGAGUUCUAGUUUCUUUAAGGGGAUUUUCAACAAGAGCAGCACUUCAUAG
Sordaria macrospora k-hell is the source of this 5712-nucleotide messenger RNA. RefSeq lists its product as uncharacterized. Lineage: Eukaryota; Fungi; Ascomycota; Sordariomycetes; Sordariales; Sordariaceae. Gene Ontology annotation, molecular function: protein binding. The record is from RefSeq and is a predicted model, not a curated record.